Molecule: messenger RNA, 1479 nt
Organism: Sugiyamaella lignohabitans
Lineage: Eukaryota; Fungi; Ascomycota; Dipodascomycetes; Dipodascales; Trichomonascaceae
Gene: FMO1
Product: Fmo1p
Exons: 1
Coding region: 1-1479 (492 amino acids)
Molecular function (GO): flavin adenine dinucleotide binding; NADP binding
Source: RefSeq, a predicted model, not a curated record
AUGACCCAAACUGAGCUUCCCAAGCGGACAGAACCAGUCAGAUCAGUUGCUAUUAUUGGCGGGGGUGCUUCGGGAGCAAUUGCCCUGGACUCGUUGAUCAAAGAAGGUGUCUUUGACAAAAUAACAGUCUUUGAGAGGCGAGAUGUGUUAGGUGGAGUCUGGCAUUUGGAUGAGAAUCCAGAUCAACUGUCAGUUCCUCCCGGAGCUCCUGAGAGCGAACUUGAUCCACCAUUAGAAGUUCCGGUACAAUUGUUGGAUGAUGCAGAUAUUAGGUCAGUUAAUGCUCCUAGAUCAUCGCAGCAGCGAUAUAUUCAUACAGCCUCUUUUGAUGGUAUGAGAACAAAUAUUCCAGAAAGAAUUAUGACAUAUUCUGAUGAUCCACACUGGGAAUUUUUAGAUCGACCAGGAAAGGAUACUUUUACCAGUGUGAAAGCAGUCAGUCGGUAUAUAGAGACCUAUCUAGCCAGACAUCCGGAGCAUGUUGUAUUGCGCACUACAGUUGAGGACAUUUCCAAGGACUUUAACAAACCUAAUUCGCAAUACAAACUGGUUUUAAGAACAGAAACGGAUCAGAAGGAUGAAAACGGAGAUUUGAUAGAUAAAUGGUGGACAGAAAGUUAUGAUGCUGUGAUUCUGGCCAACGGUCAUUAUCAUGUUCCAUAUAUCACUCCUGUACCAGGCAUUGACGAAGUUUUCAAGGAAUUUCCUGGUGUAAUCACUCAUGCUAAAACAUUCAGAGACCAUAAUGUAUAUAAGGACAAACGAGUGAUCGUAGUUGGGGCCAGAGCAUCUGCAAUUGACAUAUAUCGAUUGAUUUCCCCUAUUACUAAAGAAGUCUACAGUUCUCGAAGGUCUCCAAAUUUGUUUGUAGCCGACCCUGACGGACCCAACAACCAAAUCAAACCAGUCAUCGAUCGAUAUGAAGUAUAUGAAGAAGAUGGUAAGAAAUCAUUCCGAGUAGUAUUUGAAGAUGGCUCUGUUGUAACCAAUCCAGACGAAGUUAUCUAUGGAACUGGCUUUAGGUUUUCAUUCCCAUUUUUGAAACGACUAAUUCCCGACUUCAGUAUUGGUAACAUUAUCCCACUUGCAUAUCAGCAUACAUUUUAUAUUCCUGAUCCGACAUUAGCAUUGGUUGGAGUGCCUAUUGAUGGACUUAGCUUCCGAGUGUUCGAAUACCAAGCUGUUUUGGUAGCAAGGUUUUUUGCAGGAAAUGCUGUACUACCACCUGAAGAGGUACAACGACAAUGGACAGAAGAGAGAUUUUCAAGAUUUGGGAAUACAAGACAGUAUCACUCAAUUGGCGUUGACGCAGCCCUACCGUAUUAUGAUGAUUUAAUCACUAUAGGAGGCGGUGUGGAUCCGAUAGGCAAACCUGGAUCUCGGCCAUUUCCAGUAUUGUCGGUCACAGACAUUGAAACGUUAAAGGCUGAGAGAGAGAGACUGCGGAAGUUUUUUAAUGAUACUAGCAUCCAAAAGUAG